Molecule: messenger RNA, 1742 nt
Organism: Cornus florida
Lineage: Eukaryota; Viridiplantae; Streptophyta; Magnoliopsida; Cornales; Cornaceae
Product: snRNA-activating protein complex subunit
Exons: 12
Coding region: 173-1711 (512 amino acids)
Biological process (GO): snRNA transcription by RNA polymerase II; snRNA transcription by RNA polymerase III
Cellular component (GO): snRNA-activating protein complex
Molecular function (GO): core promoter sequence-specific DNA binding; bent DNA binding; RNA polymerase II cis-regulatory region sequence-specific DNA binding
Source: RefSeq, a predicted model, not a curated record
CCCGAUUCAGAAAAUUAGGUAUAAACACAAGAAUCAAGAUCCUCCCUAACUCGAUCGACCCUAUCACACCAAAGGCUAUAAAAAACCGAAUUAGGUGCGGGUUGAUCCGGCCAAGUACCACCCACAUGGCAACUCUGCAAUAAGAAACCCUAAUUGAGGGGAAGACACAGAGAUGAUGGAGUCUUGCGUUGAAGAUGGAGAAGGCACCUACGUUACAAUUCCUCGCGGCGGUCCUAUAUAUGUCCCUGACAUGGUCGGUCCACUCACUAGGGUUUCCGAUUUCGAGGCUUCUGUUCUCCAAGAACUCGAGAAUCUUUGGGCAGAGAUACGAUCAGACUCUCUUGAAGUUUGUGACGAUGAUAUUUUGGUUGACGAACUUAAAAUUAUUACUGAGGAAGAGCUGGCAAAUAAGGCUUUUGAGGAAGCAUUCAAGGAUGGUGAGGUGUUUGGAAAUCCGUCACAAGUUUCAGAAGAGAACUAUACUGCAGGCCAUCACCGCCGGCAGCCCCCAACCCCACUCCGUCGCAGUCUACGACUAUCAAGAGGAGUGACUUCCAAGAGCCGGGGACCUCCGACAACUGGCGUUCUCUCUCUUCGGAGAGAAGACGAUGAGAGAAUAUCAAGCAUUGAAAUUGCUUGUUUAGAAAAGUCAGGAAGAGAAAAGAAUGCUUCAGCUUCCUAUGAGUCCUCAAACACCUCUCCUCUCAGAACGGGUGACAAUGGAAAAGUGCGUGAAAAUACUCAAAAGAAGAAGAGGAAGAGAAAUCGGAAGAAUCAUUCUCUUGAAGAAACUUAUAUUGCAAAAGUGGAGCAACUUGCGAGAAUUAAGCAAAAACAAGAUGAAGACAAAGCAGCAGCACGGCUGCAUUCAUUCAAUGGUAGUUGCAGUGGAAUUAUAUCCUCAGAGAAAAGUGAAAGGAUGACGUCCCUGAGGUCGAUAAGUUCUACAACAAAGGUCAGGUCAUCAAGUGCAUGUGGACAUGCACCAGUGCUUUAUCCAGAAGUAGUUCUUUGUGUUGAGGUUUACCAUAACAAACGAACAUGGAUAAAGACCAAAGAAUUCUUGGUUUUAGGACGGCAACCCUUGAGUGAACUGCGGGACAAGAUAUAUUGCUUGACGGAUAAAGUUAUGAAAAAAGCAGGGCAGUAUGAUGCAUCUGGAUAUUUCCUUAUAGAAGAUGUAUUUUGCAAUGACUUGAGGGAUCCUUCUGCCAUAGACUACAGUGAACCUAUAUUUGAUUGGCUUAGAAAUUCCAAGAUUGAGGCACUUGAAAAGUGGGAAUGUAUCAUUUCUGGUGAAUUACAGCAGGAGCAGAAAGAUCUUUUGGGCAGUGUGGCAAUGCCUCCCUUUAAAAAAGUUGACAUGCACAGGACACGUUUUUGUGACUUAAAAUUUCGACUUGGUGCUGGUUAUCUUUACUGUCACCAGGGUGAUUGCAGACAUGUAAUUGUAAUUAGAGACAUGAGGUUGAUUCAUCCAGAGGAUGUACAGAAUCAAGCAGCUUAUCCAAUUGUCACAUUUCAACAUAAAUUUAGUGCACAUAAAUGCUCCGUAUGUAGGAUUUCCAGAGCAGAAAAGGUGACCUUGGACGAUAAGUGGGCCCCGAAGAAUCCCUGCUAUUUCUGUAAUGCUUGCUAUUACCUGCUUCACUAUGAAAAUGUAUCACUGCUAUAUGACGACUUCUCAGUGUAUGAUUAUUUUUAUGAAUAAAUUGUCGCAGUUUCGGCACAGGUUAUGCUAA